AUGGGGACUCCCAAUGAUCAGGCAGUGCUGCAGGCCAUCUUCAACCCUGACACCCCAUUCGGAGACCUUGUUGGGUUGGACGUGGGAGAGGAAGUGGAGAAGGAAGAAGUAGACGAAGAUGGAGUUUUCCCUCGAGCACAGUUGGAGCAAUCCAAGGCCCUGGAGCUGCAAGGAGUGAUGGCAGCGGAGGCUGGCGACCUCGGCACGGCCCUGGAGAGGUUUGGCCAAGCCAUCAGCCUGCUGCCUGAGCGGGCCUCCGCCUACAACAACCGAGCCCAGGCCCGCCGACUCCAAGGAGAUGUGGCAGGCGCCCUGGAGGACCUGGAACGCGCUGUGGCGCUGAGCGGCGGCCGGGGUCGCGCCGCCCGCCAGGGCUUCGUGCAGCGCGGGCUCCUGGCGCGGCUGCAGGGCCGGGACGACGACGCCCGCAGGGACUUCGAGCGGGCGGCGCGGCUGGGCAGCCCGUUCGCGCGGCGCCAGCUGGUGCUGCUCAACCCCUAUGCCGCGCUGUGCAACCGCAUGCUGGCCGACAUGAUGCGGCAGCUGCGCGCGCCCCGCAACGGCCGCUGA
Molecule: messenger RNA, 570 nt
Organism: Puma concolor (puma)
Lineage: Eukaryota; Metazoa; Chordata; Mammalia; Carnivora; Felidae
Gene: TTC36
Product: tetratricopeptide repeat domain 36
Molecular function (GO): protein binding
Source: RefSeq, a predicted model, not a curated record